Molecule: messenger RNA, 1191 nt
Organism: Capronia epimyces CBS 606.96
Lineage: Eukaryota; Fungi; Ascomycota; Eurotiomycetes; Chaetothyriales; Herpotrichiellaceae
Product: NADPH2 dehydrogenase
Exons: 1
Coding region: 1-1191 (396 amino acids)
Molecular function (GO): FMN binding; NADPH dehydrogenase activity
Source: RefSeq, a predicted model, not a curated record
AUGGCUCAGGAUCAGGACAAACUCUUCUCCCCGCUCAAAGUCGGCAACGUGCAGGUCAGCCACCGCAUCGUGCUGGCGCCACUGACGCGGUUCCGGGCGGACGACAAGCAUGUGCCGCUCCCGCUGGUGACGGAAUACUACAGGCAACGGGCCUCGACGCCCGGCACGCUGCUCAUCACUGAGGCGACGUUCGUCAGCCCACGGGCGUCCGGGCUGGACCACGCGCCGGGGAUCUGGAACGCGCAACAGAUUGCGGCGUGGAAAGAAGUGACGGACGCGGUACACGCCCAAGGCAGUUCGAUCUUCGUGCAGCUCUGGGCGUUGGGCCGCCGCGCGGUGGCAUCGGUGCUCGCACGCGCCGAAGGCGGCCCGUAUGCGGUGAAGGGGCCCAGCGCGGUGGCGGUGACUCUGGGCGGCCAGCGUAACAUGCCCGAGGCCCUGAGCGUUGACGAGAUCCAAGACCUCAUCGGCGACUACGCCACGGCGGCGCGCAACGCGGUCGAGGCGGGUUUCGACGGGGUCGAGCUGCACGGCGCCAACGGCUACCUGAUCGACCAGUUCCUGCACGCGAGCCUCAACACGCGCACCGACGAGUACGGCGGCAGCGUGGAGAGGCGGUCGCGCUUCGGCGUGCAGGUCACCCAGGCCGUCAUCGCCGCGGUCGGCGACAGCAAGAAAGUCGCGGUGCGCCUGUCGCCGUGGACCGAGACCGACGGCGGAUCUGAGAGUGCCGAUGUCAUCGUCCCGCAGUUUCUACACAUCAUCUCCGAACUGAAAAAGCUCGACCUGGCCUAUCUGCACCUCGUCGAGAGCCGCGUCAGUGCCGCCGAAGUCGACCCCAGCGACCACGUCUACCGCACCCUGGCCAGCCGCAACGACGUCUUUGUCGAGCGCUGGGGGACCCCGAACCCCAUCAUCCUCGCCGGUGGCUUCACUCCCGAAACGGCCGAGCAGGCUGUUCAGAGAUACAAGGACGCCAACGUCUUGGUCGCCUUCGGCCGGUAUUUCAUCAGCACCCCGGACUUGCCGUUCCGCAUCCACGAGCACAUCGACUUGAAUCCCUAUGAUCGCUCUACCUUCUACACCCCGUUCAGUCCGAAAGGCUACACGGAUUAUCCCUUCAGUGAGCGCUUCUUGGCUGCGACAAAGGCGCAGGCGCAGGGGAAGGGGCAGGUGUUGGCUUCCAUCUGA